CUCGCGCGCAGCGCAAAAACAGUGGAUAGAGUGCCCUGCGGCACCAAUCAAUUGCGUAGUGGACGCCCGCCAGCCUGUCGCCAGCGCGCGUUGCGGCAUAAGCGAGGCGUUCGGCCGUCAGAGGCCAACAGAGCACCUCUGCCUCUGCAGAGCCAAAAGAGCAUCCGACAGCGCAGCGCGCGGGAGCCAGCGCAAGGAGCCAUGGCGCCCAAGAAGAAGAAAGCCCGCCAGCAACGACCCCUGGAAAACGAGAUCCUCGACCCCGAGAUCGUCCUCAAAGAAGUGCGGCGCUGCAAAGCGUUACUAGACAAGCAGAAACCGAUCGACGAGUCGACCGUCGAUUUGUCGGCGUAUAGAGUUGUGAAAGAAAUGACGGGCGACAAGGUCGCCAAGGAGAUCCACGACUUGUUCCUGAAGUGCGCCGAGUCGAUAUUAGCGGGCAACUCGUUCAAAUUCGACGUUCCCUCACGAGCGGCGGGCAACCAGCACUACGUGCCCGAACUCGAUCGUAUUGUGCUCAAGCAGAACACCUCAGAAAGGUCCUUCGCGAACGUGAGCCAGGUGCGGAAGACCGCGAUCAUGACCCGCGUCUUGUCACUCGUGCAUGAAGUCACGACGAAGGGGAUUCAUGUGACGAAGCGCGACUUGUUUUAUACGGACGUGAAACUGUUCAAGAAGCAGGAAGAAAGUGACGCGGUUUUGGACGACGCCGCGUGCAUGAUCGGCUGCCCCCGAUCUUGUCUGAACGUGGUCGCCGCGGACAAGGGGUUGGUCGUGGGUCGCUUGCAGUUUCGCGAGGACGGCGACCUCAUUGAUUGCACGCGCAUGGGCGUGACGGGCAAGGCGAUUCCCGCGUACAUCGACAAGAUCACCGAGAUACGAUCAGACGCGGAGUUCGUAUUGCUGGUAGAAAAGGACGCGGCCUACAAUCGCUUAGCCGAGGAUCGAUUUUAUAACCAGUUCCCCUGCAUCUUGAUUACGGGGAAAGGUCAACCUGACGUCGCUACGAGGAUGUUUUUAUCUCGACUCAAACAGGAGCUCAAGAUACCUGUCUUGGCAUUUGUGGACUCGGAUCCCUAUGGACUGAAAAUCUUAUCCGUGUACAUGUCGGGAUCGAAGGCCAUGUCCUACGACUCCGCUUCGUUAACUACACCAGAUAUCAAGUGGCUCGGGUUAAGGCCGUCCGAUCUCGACGCCUAUGCUCUCCCCGAUCAAUGCCGACUGCCCAUGACCCAGAAGGACAUCGACAUGGGCAAACAAUUACUAAAGGAGGAGUUCGUCCUGAAGAAUCCCGCCUGGGUGCGGGAGUUGGAGCGGAUGCUCCAGACGAAGCAAAAGGCCGAGAUCCAGGCGCUCUCGGCCUUCGGCUUCCAGUUCGUCACGAAGGUCUAUUUGCCGCGCAAAUUGAGGCAGGGGGACUGGAUCUAAAGUUGUCCUAUCG
Molecule: messenger RNA, 1441 nt
Organism: Pelagomonas calceolata
Lineage: Eukaryota; Pelagophyceae; Pelagomonadales; Pelagomonadaceae
Source: the annotation of a GenBank genome assembly